Molecule: messenger RNA, 1061 nt
Organism: Arabidopsis lyrata subsp. lyrata
Lineage: Eukaryota; Viridiplantae; Streptophyta; Magnoliopsida; Brassicales; Brassicaceae
Product: BON1-associated protein 2
Exons: 2
Coding region: 158-757 (199 amino acids)
Biological process (GO): defense response
Source: RefSeq, a predicted model, not a curated record
CAACUACGAAAAAAGGGAGGGUGUUCGUCGGUCAAUUUAGCUAAGCUAUAAAGUACAAACUCAUCUUGUCCAACAAAGCUCACGACACAAAACAAUAAGGAAUCUCCUGCAAAGAGGAUUAGACUUAUACAUACUCACAGAAACAUACAAACACACCAUGUCGUAUUCAACAGUGAAACGAUCACUGGAGAUUGAGGUAAUCUCAGCGGAAGGACUCAAGGUAGAUCGAAAACCAUUGAAGAAGAAAACAUACAGCGUAGUGAGAAUCGAUGAGAAAUCUUGGGCUUCCAAAUUGGACGAAUUAGGAGGGAGUUACCCAAUUUGGAAAGAUAAAUUCGAUAUGGAGAUGCCAAUAAACGCAAGUGUAAGGUUUAUCUCCAUUGAGGUUUAUUAUCGCACAAGUAGCGGGAGUGACAAAAAUGUUGGUUACGCCAAGAUUCCGGUGACGGAUUUCAUCGGAGGUUUUGCUCCACAAGGGCAUUUGAAUUUCUUGAGUUACAGGUUGAGAGAUGAGUACGGUGACAAAUGUGGAAUCGUCAAUGUGUCUAUCAUGGUGAAACCUGACGGUAAUGAUAAAUCGUCGUCGUUUGCUGUGGCUCCGGUGGAUUAUGCUGCGUGUUCUUGGCAAGCUACCACGGCGUCGAAUAAUCAAAUGUGGAGACCGAGGACAUCUUCAUCAAUGGCUUCGACUGCUGGUUAUGGCGGCGGUCGUGUUGUCACCGGAGUUCCUGUUUGGUCUUUAAACAAAAACAAUUAGGCGUCUGGUGGUGACCGUGUUUCUGUAAUCUUGGUGAAAGCUGGGAUCGACACCGGUGGCGCGAAGUUAUGAGGAAAACUGCGCAUAUUGAUGGAUUUGGGUUCAUCACAAACGUCUGAUAUACAGACGAUAUAGGUGCGCAUCUGAGCUUUCUUUUUCUCAUUUUCUGGUCUUGUUUAUUUUCGAAACUAGAAGAUAUAUUUAUGUAAUAAUGAAUUAUGAAAAUGUACCAGAAGUGGAUAAAUAGUGCUUGAAAAACCAUCGUAAUUUAGUAUCCUAAUAAUAAACAAUCAAAUUUUAUUUA